AUGUCAACUUCUCUUUGCAAAGACGGAACGACUGCAAAUAUGGACCUUGACAUCGACAAGGAGAGAACACCUCCUUUCCCAGUGGCGGUUGUGGGAAUGGCGAUGCGCCUACCUGGAGGAGUCGGCUCUGAAACGGAAUUCUGGGAUUUAUUGAUCAACAAACGCGAUGGGCUGGGCGAGGUACCGGAGACGCGGUACAACAUUGACGCCUUUUACCACGAGACGAACCGUGGCGCAAUUCACGCCAGGCACGGUCAUUUCCUUCAGCAGGAUAUCGCGCAUUUCGACCACGCUUUCUUUGAGACGGCUAAAGCCGAGGCUGAGAAAAUGGAUCCCCAGCAACGGAUACUGCUCGAGGUCGUCUGGGAGUGCUUUGAAAACGCGGGACAGACAGGGCAUGCUGGAAUUGGACGACCUCGUACCACCGUCGAUGGCAGUCCGCGUCCGAUUGGAUGCUAUGUCGGUGUAUUUGGGGAGGACUGGCUAGACCUCCAGUCCAGGGACCUUGAGCACGCAGACAGAUAUCGGGUGAUUGGGUCAGCAGACUUUGCCCUUGCAAACCGGGUCUCAUAUGUAUACAAUCUCGGAGGCCCGAGCAUAACCUUGCGCACCGGAUGCUCGUCGUCACUAGUCGGAUUGCAUGAGGCCUGUCAAGCGUUGCAUAGUGGUGAAUGUUCUUCGGCGCUGGUGACUGGAACGAAUCUUAUUUUCACUCCGUCUAUGACAUCGUGUAUGUCCAAUAACAUGGUCUUGUCGAAGAGUGGUCUCUGCAGAACUUUCGACGCUCAGGCAGAUGGUUAUGGACGCGGGGAGGCGGUCAAUGCCAUCUUCAUCAAGCCGCUCCAUGAUGCCUUGAGGGACGGGGACCCAGUUCGGGCAGUUAUCCGUUCCACCGCGAUCAACUGCGACGGAAGGACCCCCAACAUUACGACGCCGGGUGUCGAUGCACAAGAGAGGCUAAUACGAGCAGCGUACAAAAAGGCAGGCAUUUGCGACAUCUCAGACACGGCGUAUUUCGAAUGCCAUGGCACGGGCACAACCGCUGGGGACGUGACAGAGACUUGCGCUGUGGCAAGAGUGUUUGAGAAGUCCGGCGUUUACAUCGGCGCAGUAAAACCAAACGUGGGCCACUCCGAGGGCGCCUCCGGCAUCACCAGCAUCAUUAAGAGUACCCUGGCCCUGGAAGCGAAGAUGAUACCACCUAAUGUUCAUUUCACGGAACCGAACCCAAAGAUCCCGUUUGAGGAGGCAAACUUGUUGGUCCCAGCCGAAGGUAUGCCUUGGCCGGAAGGAAAGACCGAAAGGAUCAGUAUAAACUCAUUUGGUAUUGGCGGUAGCAAUGCCCACGUUAUCUUGGAUUCGGCGUCCCUCGCAUGUCCAACCAAGGCUCACCCUACGAAACCAGACAAGAAAGUGAUGCCGCAACUCUUGCUGCUCUCUGCGAAUAGCAAGAAGUCGCUUGACAGCCACAUCGAAAAAAUGAGGAGCUAUAUUCAACAAACCGAAGAUGACCUGGUUGAUCUCGCAUACACCCUUGGUUUGCGACGCGAGCACAUGAAGUAUCGAGCGUUUGCCAUCGUCCAUUCCAAAGAUGACAUCUCCGAGUUUCGGCGAGCACAAUGCACCAGCCCACGUAUCGCAUUCGUAUUCAAUGGCCAGGGAGCGCAGUGGUCCGGCAUGGGAAGAGAUCUUAUUGAAGGAUGUACUCGCUUCCGCGAGGAUAUCCAGAAGAUGGACGAGAUUUUGCAAGGAUUGGAAAAUGGUCCUCGAUGGUCAAUCGAAGAAGAGCUCCUAAAAAGCGACACUACCAGUCGCGUGGCAGAAGCCGAGAUAUCGCAGCCGCUAUGCACGGCAGUACAGAUGGCAUUGGUUAACCUACUUCAUCACUGGGGCAUCAAACCAACAUUGGUGGUAGGGCAUUCGAGCGGCGAGAUCGCGGCCGCUUAUGCCUCGGGUGCAAUUGAUGUCACUGUCGCUAUUGCCGUUGCUUACUUUCGGGGUCAGGCUGCCCAGUGUGUUAGUGUGCCAGGAGCCAUGCUAGCUGUCGGUCUCAGUUCGGAACAAGUUGGCCCUUAUCUAGAGCCCGGUAUCAUCGUCGCCUGCGAAAAUAGUCCGCAGAGCGUUACCCUCUCAGGAGAUGAGGAAGUCAUCCUUCGUGUAAUGGACAGGAUCAAAGCAGAGGACGAGUCUGUGCUAUGUCGGCAGCUAGCCGUCGCCGUGGCUUAUCACUCGCACCAUAUGAGCGAAGCCGCUGAUCGAUAUGAGAGACUGAUAGCUCCUCAUCUAUCUCACAAUGAGUCUAUGGUCCCACUCUACUCGACGGUUUCUGGCGAAAGUGUUGAUGACCCCUCCCAAUUAGACGCCGUAUAUUGGAGUAAGAAUUUGAGGUGCCCUGUCCUUUUCAAAACUGCCAUACAGGCUAUUGUCGACGAUGACGAAGCGACGUUGUUCUUGGAGAUUGGUCCACACAGCACGCUCUCCGGUCCGAUAAACCAGAUGAUAAGAACUGAUGGAGAAACGAAGAAUGCUUAUGUAUCCACCCUGCAAAGAGGCAAAUCAGGACUGGGAAAUGUUUUGGAGACCGCCGGCAGGCUGUAUGCUCACGGUGCGCCUAUCCAGCUGCCAGUGAUAAUGCCUCGAGGAAAACUGGUAACCGAUAUUCCUCCUUAUUGCUGGCAACAUGAUGAGCGACUUUGGAGCGAGAGCCGAAUUGCAUGCGACUGGAGACUCCGAAAAGAGCCGCACCAUGAACUUCUGGGCAGUCGAGCACCAGAGUCCGGGGAUCUGGAGCCAAUAUGGAGAAACCUUUUGAGCCUUGACAAUGCCCUGUGGCUACUGGAUCAUCGAGUAGUCCACGAAGUCAUCUUUCCUUGUGCAGGGUACAUCGCAAUGGCAGGAGAGGCCAUCAGACAGAUAUCUGGAUCUCUCGGAUACACAAUACAGAACCUCUUUAUCAGAGCCGCAUUGGUUAUCAAAGAAGGCACACCUAUUGAGUUACUAACCAGUCUGCGGCCGGCGAAGCUCGCCGAUAAUGUUGACUCGGCCUGGUAUGAAUUUGUCAUAAGCGCACAUCAGGACGGCCGCUGGCGAAAGCACUGUGUUGGUGAGGUCCGUCCUUUGAUAGGGGACAGCCCCUGCGGAAAACAGAUUCAAUCUCACAGCUACCCUAGACACGUGAAGUCAGAUGUCUGGUACCGCCAGUUGGAGACAGGGGGCCUGACAUAUGGUCCCUCGUUUAAAGGGCUUCAACAUAUUACCGCAAGUACGUCGAGCUACGACGCGGCAGCGGUUAUUGAAGACCAGCAGCAAUCUAGCUACGCCCUGCACCCGAUCUCAAUCGACCAAAGUUUGCAGCUGUUCAGUGUCGCUAUGUCGCAUGGGUUAUCGAAUCUAUUAACACGACUAUGUCUACCGACCGCAAUUGAAACCCUCCAUGUCCGCCCGAGCACCGGUCCAUUAGCGAUACACGCUUGUUGUGACAGCGUGGGUGGCUCGAUCAUGGGUGGUGCCACAAUGACCUCUGGAAAAGAUGUUGUUUUAUCAAUGCACCGCGGUUGGUUCUUGGGUGUUCCUGACAUGCAAUCCGAUGACUCUCAGACCUUGCUGGUAUCGCAGAUGUGGUGGAAGCCUGACAUCGAUUUCCUCCGUGUGGAGGAUUUGUUUCCCCAAAUAGACAGAAGUUCGGAUCGGGCAAAGCUGUGUGCAAGAUUUGUGACCGUGUGCAUUGUGGAGAUGUACCGAAGAACAGAAUCUUGUGUACCUGCCUCGGAACACCUGUCAAAGUACAAGACCUGGAUUGCCGGUCAAUACAAUAAGAUUCGCGAGAGGGGACGAGAUUUGGUCCCGGAAAUGAGGGAAUGCUGUUUGGUAGAACUGGGAUUUCAGACACCAUAUUUUGACCGAUUGACAGAGGAUAUGGAGGGGGAGGGCAUAGCUUGGCUAAAAUUAUGCGAAAGGGUCGCCCUGGCCGCCCAGGGUAUAAUGGAAGGUGCGGUUAGUCCAAUCGACUUCUUCAUGCAGGACGACGCAUGGGCGGAUCUUUAUAGCCAGAUGGUUUUACUCACCGACUGGAGUAUAUUUCUGUCUCACCUAGGUCACUCCAAGCCCAGCCUUCGAGUAUUGGAGAUCGGUGCUGGAACAGGCGGAUCUACAUCCGUUGUUUUAGAUGGGCUGACUUCGCACGGCAACCAGCGUCAGUAUUCCAAGUACACGUUUACGGAUAUUUCUUCGGGCUUUCUACCAAAGGCGAAAGAAAAGUUUAAAGGCUACCAGGGCAUGGAGUACAGAACUUUGGACAUCAGUCGAGAUCCGCAAGAACAAGGAUUCGAGCUGCAUGCGUAUGACCUGGUCAUUGCAUCGAACUCCCUCCAUGCUGCGGCAAAUAUCGCCGAUGCGCUGAAAAGCACCCGCAAGCUCAUUGCGCCAGGUGGUUAUCUCCUACUACAGGAGGGUUGUAAUGUCGUCCCCGGGAUUGACUUUAUCAUGGGUGUUCUUCCAGGUUGGUGGACUGGGGAGGAAGAGGAACGCCGUGAAAAGCCGACGUUGUCCCCCAAUCAGUGGAAUGACCGGCUGUUUGAUGCGGGUUUUAGCGGUACUGACAUUGUGAGACUCGAUCACGACGCGCCGUAUCAGUUUACUGCCUCCAUGCUGUCGCGGCCCCAGUCCUGUGAGUCUGGGCAGCAAAGGGCAUCUAUUGGCUUGCUUUACUACUUCGAUAUCAACCCGUGGGGCCGUAGGCUCGAGAGGCAGCUCUCGUCCAGCGGUUACAGUGUCUACUGGCAUACACUAAACCAGGCGCCCCAACCGAACUCAAAAAUAAUUUCACUCCUCGACCUUGAAGAUGCCUUUUUUGCGAACAUGACCCCUGAAAACUUUCGUGUCUUCCAGUGCUAUCUGUCCGGCUUGGACAAGCAGACUGUCCUGUGGGUUACCCAUUCCCUCCAAAUGGAAUGUGAGGAUCCACGGUUUGCGUUGGCGCUAGGAGUCGCCCGGACGAUUCGUCAGGAGAUGGAACUCAAUUUCUGUACUCUCGAAAUCGACCGCAUGGACACGCAUGCCACGCGCUCUGUCUUACAGGUGUUGGAGAAGUUGCAGAAUCAGAUAGACUGUCCAAGAGAAGACCCAGAUUGUGAAUAUGCUCUGAAAGAUGGGACCAUAUAUGUCGGGCGUUAUGAGUGGACAACCUUCGAUCAGCAACUUGCAGGCGUUCCCGCAGAUAUGGGGACUAGAUCCUUGGAUAUCGGGUCUCCCGGCAUGCUUGACACCCUGACAUGGUCAAUAAAUGGUAUACAAUCUGAGCGUCUGGGUCCCGAAGAGGUCGAGGUUGACAUUAAGUAUGUUGGUCUGAACUUUAGGGAUGUGAUGAUUGCAAUGGGUCUUAUGGGCUCAACUAAAGAGCUAGGCCUUGAGGCGAGUGCUGUGGUCAGACGCAUCGGUUCAGCCGUCGCCGAUUUUAAAGUUGGAGAUCAAGUCGCUGUUCUAUAUCAGGGGCUAAUGGGCACGCGGGUGACUGUCCCAGUGCGCUUCUGUAGUAGGAUUCCACCAGGUAACUCUUUGGAGGACGCUGCGGCCACCCCGUGUAUCUUUUCAACAGCAAUAUACAGCCUCAUCUCCGUCGGAAACCUUCAGGCCCAACAGACAGUCCUCAUACAUUCUGCGUGUGGUGGUGUCGGGCAGGCCGCAAUUCAAAUCUGCCAGAUGAUUGGUGCCGAGAUUUUUGCAACCGUCGGAAGUAAAGAGAAAGUGCAGCAUCUGGUGGAGCACAAUGGCAUUCCGGAGGACCAUAUUUUUGAUUCGAGAAGUCCUUCAUUUUUGUCGGGGGUGAUGGCAAUGACAAAGAAUAGAGGAGUGGACAUUGUGCUGAAUUCCCUGGCAGGAGAGUUGUUGCACGUUUCGUGGAAAUGUGUCGCACCUUUCGGGAAGAUGAUUGAACUCGGCAAGCGUGAUUUCAUGGGCCACGGGAAGCUAGACAUGCACAAUUUUGGGGCGAACCGAGCUUUCUUCGGUGUUGAUCUGGUUUCUCUCGCUCACGAAAGCCCGGAGGCAAUGCAGAUGCUUGGAGCCCAGUUCUAUCACUAUGCUGCCCAGGGAAAGCUUAAGCCAAUUCGUCCCGUCACUGUCUAUGAAGCCACAGACAUCAAGAAAGCUUUUCGCUACAUGCAGAGUGGGCAACACAUGGGCAAGAUUGUGAUCCGUAUACCGGAUCAGCAUACGAGGCUACCUGUAUCUCAACUGCAGGAUGGCUGUCAGGUUUACAGGUCGGACGCCGCCUACCUUCUGGUAGGUGGGCUGGGCGGAAUUGGUCGGGCUGUGGCAACGAAGAUGGUGCAGCAAGGCGCUCGGCAUCUGGUCUUCCUGUCACGGAGCAGCGGUGAGUCCCCGCAGACCAAGGCCUUUUUGCAAGAACUCGAGAGCACCGCUGGAUGUGCUGUCCUUGUCGUCAAGGGAGACGUGUCCAGUCACGACGAUGUUUGCAGGGCGAUCAACUCAUCUCCACGACCAUUCGCGGGGAUCGUCCACAUGGCUAUGACGCUCAAGGAUCAGACAUUAUCGCAGAUGACCUUCAACGAGUGGGCGUCCGUCAUGCCGUCGAAGGUGCAGGGCGCAUGGAACUUGCACCGUGCAUUCAAGAGCACCACGCUCGACUUUUUUGUCAUAAUCGGGUCUAUGGCAGGCAUCAUAGGCUCAGCCGGACAGGCCAACUACGCGGCAGCAAACACAUUUUUGGACUCGUUUGUCAAAUACCGCCAGGCCCAAGGCUUACCAGCGAGCGUGAUCGAUCUCGGACUAGUUGGAGAUAUUGGGUUUGCGGCUGAAAAUAAGUCACCGAUGCUACAACACGCGCAAUUAAGCAACAUCAUUGUGCUCAACCAGCAGAACGUGUUAAAAGCAGUCGAGAUUGCCGUUCUUGCAUCUUCGAUCGACGCACCCAAUCAGCUGGCCGUUGGAUUAGGGACCACAGGCAAGAAAGCUGACAUCGGGGCACGAUCUAUUAUGCCAUGGGAUGCCCGCGUCGCAGGAUGGGACAACAUCGCCAUGCGGCCAGAGACGGCGCUCGAUGGCCAUGAAGAAGGAGUAGAAACGUUCAUAUCAUCGAUAGAGAAGGACCCUACGUGGCUAAAUCGCCCAGAAGCCUACCAGACGCUUCUUGUUCGAGUCGGCCGCGCCGUGGCACCAUAUACUUCCUCAGGUGAGAUGGAUGAUGACGAGCUAGGGACCGUGCAUGUGGACUCGUUGGUGUCGGUGGAGGUUCGCAAUUGGAUCCGCCGUAACCUAGCAAUUGAACUGAGCGUCAGUGAAAUGGCAGGUGCCGAUACACUAGCUCAACUGACCACUAUCACGAUGAACGCUCUCCGAACGAAGUAUGGAGUGGGACAUCCCGAAUCGGAACCCACAGCCAGCGGUGAUGUCGUUGCCAGCGGCUCGGAGAAUCAGUGUUCGGCCGACGAUUGCUCAGCCAAGGUCCCACCAGACAAUUUGGAAGCUACAGGAAAUGAUGUCUAG
This is a messenger RNA of Aspergillus campestris IBT 28561, 7503 nucleotides long. Its product is annotated as type I polyketide synthase. Bases 1 to 7503 code for a protein of 2500 amino acids. Gene Ontology annotation, molecular function: oxidoreductase activity; fatty acid synthase activity; phosphopantetheine binding. Lineage: Eukaryota; Fungi; Ascomycota; Eurotiomycetes; Eurotiales; Aspergillaceae. Gene Ontology annotation, biological process: fatty acid biosynthetic process; secondary metabolite biosynthetic process. The transcript has 7 exons. The record is from RefSeq and is a predicted model, not a curated record.